AUGAGCGGGAGCACCUGCUUGCGCUGCGCGCCCAGAACAGNUAGCCGCAUCACCGUCAACGAGGCGGAGGUGAAGGACAGCGAGAAGGUGGAGGAGAAGAUCCGCAGGGCGGGCAUUCGCGGCACGGUGGAGCGCACCAAGGCCCGUCUGGCCAUGGACGAACGGCUGGCGGCGAUGACCCGUCGCGACCGUGAUCGUCUGAUCGCCAAGCUGGAGCGCGAGGAACCGGUGAAGGUGGUGACGAAGAAGACCAGCGUCAGUGAGGUGCUCGCCAAGGCCAAGGAGAGUGCCGCCGCCGCCGCUGCAGCAGCCAAAAAACAACAAGCAGAGGAGGCGGUUGCGGCGGCAAAACGCCGCUCCAAGGCGCCGCCGCCCGCCCUCAGCUACGACCAACUGCUGAGCAUGGCCAAUGCGAACAGCAGCAAAAAGCCGAUGAGUCUCGAGGAGCACAUCAAGGCGGAGAUGGAGCAGAAGAAGCGAGAACGCCCCAUGACGGCCAAGGAGAAGGAGCAGGCAAGGGAGGAGCAGUACUUCAAGAACCGCUCCAAGGGCGCACGUCUGCCCACCGAGGAGGAGCAACGGUCCAGAGCGGACGCGGCAAAUCGACGACAGCAUUCUUCUCCUUCUCCGUCGCCCUCACCUCCACCCGAAGAAGCAGCAGAAGAGGACAUCUACGUGCCCUACGAGCCGGAAAAGGUCUCCCGACGACAGGUGCCGACGACUGAGCCGAGCCGAUACCAGCCGGCGAAUCACCACCGGCCAGCACCAGCUUAUCAACAGGCUCGAAAACCGCCUCCGCCUCCAGCUUCAUCGCGGGCACCACCCGAAAGAUACUCUCCGACCAAUGCUCGCCUGCCUGCUCGGCCCUCCGGUUCUGCGGUAAAUGGUGGCCCGAGAGCAGCUGCUGCACCGUACCGACCAUCAGGAGGUGCUGCUUCAGCUUCCAGACCAUCACCACCAAAGCCAUCAUCAGCUUUAUACAGUGCUAAUGGCUCCAGUGCUCGUCAGCCCAUGAAUGGGCCCAUGAAUGGACGUCAGAGGCCACCGCCACCACCACAGUCAGCUAGACCAGCUUACUCCUCUUCUCAACGAGCACCACCAACACCACCAUCUUCAGCCAAGUUGGAUCGCGGAAGAAUGCAACAACAACAGGCACAACAACGGUCACGAGCACCUCCUCCUCCUCCACCACCACCACCUCCAGCUCGUGGCCGUCCUGCACCGUCAACAUCAUCAUCAACGGCAGCAGCAGCUCGUUACCAGCCAGCUCCGUACCGGGGCUCUGCCGCCCAUCAGCCGCAGUCCUCCCUUCCCUAUCGUCCGGCAGCUCGACCUCCACCACCUCGAUACUCACCACCAUUCGCUCGGCCUCGAACUAAUCUGCCGCCCAUCGGCGCCACCUACCGCCGCGGCAUGUACAACGACUACGAGCCGGAGCGGUACGGCGAGGAGGACGACGAGGACGAGUACUACGACGACGAGGAGGAGGACGAGAUGGCCGACUUCAUCGACGACGGCCCCGAGGAGGCCCCGGAGGCGUACGAGCCCGAGUACUCGAGCGUCAUUCGGGACAUCUUCGGGUACGACAAGCGCAAGUACCGCUACAUCGCAGACGACGACGAGGACGACAUUGAGGAGGCGAGCUUUGCGCAGUGCAUGAAGGAGGAGAGCCACAGUGCUCGCGUCGGCCUCAUGGAGGACCUGGAGGACAUGCG
This is a messenger RNA of Rhagoletis zephyria (snowberry fruit fly), 1715 nucleotides long. RefSeq names its product serine/arginine repetitive matrix protein 1-like. The record is from RefSeq and is a predicted model, not a curated record. Lineage: Eukaryota; Metazoa; Arthropoda; Insecta; Diptera; Tephritidae. Gene Ontology annotation, biological process: transcription by RNA polymerase I; nucleosome assembly. Gene Ontology annotation, molecular function: histone binding; DNA binding. Gene Ontology annotation, cellular component: nucleolus.